Molecule: messenger RNA, 1441 nt
Organism: Ctenopharyngodon idella (grass carp)
Lineage: Eukaryota; Metazoa; Chordata; Actinopteri; Cypriniformes; Xenocyprididae
Gene: slc25a47b
Product: solute carrier family 25 member 47b
Exons: 6
Coding region: 106-954 (282 amino acids)
Biological process (GO): transmembrane transport
Cellular component (GO): mitochondrion
Molecular function (GO): transmembrane transporter activity
Source: RefSeq, a predicted model, not a curated record
CACGCGUUCAGCGGAUCGAACCGAGUGAAUCCGAUGCUUCUGCUUGAUCGGUUCUGGUUCUUCUGACAGAUCGGUUCUGAUUCUCCUUGAUCGGUUCUGAUCGUGAUGUAUCUCGCAGAUUUCAUCGCCGGUUCUGUCGGAGGAGCGUUCGGAGUGGCGGUGGGGUAUCCGCUGGACACCGUGAAGGUGAGACUCCAGACGCAGACUCAUGAUUCUGGUGUUUGGGAAUGUGUGAGAAGAACCUGCAGAACCGAAGGAGUCAGAGGUUUCUAUCGAGGGAUGUCGAUGCCGGUAACCACCGUCUCCAUCAGCUCCUCUCUGGUUUUCGGCACCUACAGGAACGUUCUUCAUUACCUGCAUCAGAUGCGGCACAGAAGCGCAGCGGAUCCUCACCAUAAAGCUCAUAUUUUUCUGUCUGGGUUCGCCGGAGGCGUCGCUCAGGUUUUGGUGAUGUCGCCCGCAGACAUCGUGAAGGUUCGUCUUCAGUGUCAGAUGGAAGGGCGGAGAUACAGCGGUCCGCUGCACUGUCUGCUCAGCAUCGCCCGCGGCGAGGGUCUGCUGGGCCUCUAUAAGGGUUCUGCUGCUUUAGCCCUGCGCGACGGACCCUCCUUCGCCACCUAUUUCCUCACUUACAACACCAUCUGUGAUUCACUGUCUGCAGAGAACCAUCAGCCAGGCUGGCCGGUGGUUCUUCUGGCCGGUGGCGUGUCCGGUAUGUGCGGCUGGGCCGUCGGGACGCCCAUGGACGUGAUCAAGGCCCGUCUGCAGGUGGACUAUGUGAGCGGCCGGCGCUACAGAGGAUUCUUUCACUGCAUCACACACAGCGUGAGGACCGAAGGCGCAUCCGUCCUGUUCAGAGGACUGACGGUAAACUGCAUCCGUGCUUUUCCCGUCAACAUGUCUGUUUUUGCCACGUACGAACUGGUCGUUCGCUUCCUGCGUUCAGCGUCAUGAAGGUCAUGGUCAGAUUUUUGCACAAGUUUUGCAUCAUGCACAAUAACGUUUGUGUUCCACUGUGAGCUGCAGAAGCUCAUGAACCAGAGAGUGAAUAUGUAUAAUCUGUAUUAAUAUAUAUUUGAGUGUUUUGCAGUGUCUACCUCCAGAUGCGUCUGCUGAAGAGCAUCGUGAAUGUUUAAGGGUUUGAAUUCAAACUCGUGUAUUCCUGUCAUUUCCAUCCAGCGUUUUUUAUGCAAUAUCCCAAAAUGCACAUAGAAAUAGGUGGAUGGAAACAUAUCUAGUGUUAAUCAGGUUUAACCUUUUACUAACUGUCUGUGUUUAAUCUCAGUUGUAUCUGAAUGUGUGAAGCUCGUAUCAGGGGUUUACACAUUAACGCACACAUUCUGUCAGAUAUGCAUCUCUGUUUUUAAAUGAAUGUUAAAUGAACCGUUUACACAGCUGAAUGUUCACAGAAUCAGUAAUACAAUAAACAUGUCAUUUACAA